UCCAGUAGAAUUGGAUCUUGGGUCGGACUCCGUACAUGGCAAGUCACCAGGAGGUGUGCCAUUAAAGCCAGUGGCAAAGACUGGUGGCAGCCGAGUGACCAGGCGACGAGAGCGCACGCAAGAUGAAGCUGCUUCUGCCUCUUCUCUUUGUUGCCAUCACUUGCAUGGAGUUUGCCCAAACCUUGCAGUGCUACUCCUGCCAUGAACCUACAGCCACUGAUAAGUGCACGAAGAUCCAGAACUGCAGUAAGAAUGAAACCAUGUGCAAGACAACCAUGUAUUCCCUGGAGGAGGUUUAUCCCUUUGUGGGAGUCUCAACCGUCACCAAGAUGUGCUCCUCCAUUUGCAUCCCAUCUGACGUGGACGGGAUUGGCAUGACGCGCCCCGUCUCCUGCUGUUACACUGACUUGUGCAACGCUGAUGGUGCAGCGAGUUUGGGGAUAAGCAUUGUGCCAGUUGGCAUGUUAGCAGGUUCCCUUUGCGUUCUCUUCUGGACUAGAUUGUGAUGAGCUGAGGAAGGUGCCUUUCAGCCAAAGAACCCAGUGAAGAAGAGAAUGAAGCCCAGCCCAGCUUUGCAUUUGGAUGCCUCACGGACUAUUUUCAACAGCUCCCACAAAUUGUGUUUAUAGUACCCACCCAUCUGCCAUGAGAGAAGCAAAGCUCAGGAAGUCCCAACACUAAUUUUUGGGUUGAUUCUUCAACAGCUCCCACAAAUACAACUCUAGAGUUUCUUUGAUGUGCUGAUCUGGUUGAUUUUGAACUAAA
Oxyura jamaicensis (ruddy duck) is the source of this 765-nucleotide messenger RNA. Its product is annotated as ly6/PLAUR domain-containing protein 2-like. The record is from RefSeq and is a predicted model, not a curated record. Lineage: Eukaryota; Metazoa; Chordata; Aves; Anseriformes; Anatidae. Gene Ontology annotation, molecular function: acetylcholine receptor inhibitor activity. The coding region runs from base 123 to 506 and encodes 127 amino acids. The transcript is spliced from 3 exons.